Coccomyxa subellipsoidea C-169 is the source of this 1938-nucleotide messenger RNA. RefSeq lists its product as hypothetical. Lineage: Eukaryota; Viridiplantae; Chlorophyta; Trebouxiophyceae; Coccomyxaceae. The record is from RefSeq and is a predicted model, not a curated record. The transcript has 10 exons. Bases 1 to 1938 code for a protein of 645 amino acids.
AUGUCAGCAGUCUGCACAAGGGUUGAAGAAGUGCUAGGCAACCGAGACCUGCUCCAGCGUGUGUUCCGCUUGGUGCUUGGUGGCAAGGGAGAUUCCAGCAGUGUGGUGCCCCUUCACUUUCAGCAUGCACAAAACUGGGGCCAACUGCUUCUUGUCAACCAAUUUUGGAAGGAUGUGGGUGCUGAGCUGGCAGCAACAGCCCCACUGAGCGUAACAUUCGAAUCGGAAAUUGGCCUGGCCCAUGCGUCGUCAGGAGAUUUCCGCGUUCAAGAAUGUCAUGUGGAUCUGGUGACCGCAGCAAAAUGGGUCAGUCUAUUGAGGGACAGCCCGCUGAGCGGCUGCCUGCGCAGCGCCACCUUGAGUGACUGGAGUGUGGUGAAGGAGGAUGCGCUCCUGUUCUUUGAGGAAUCCUGCUGCGAAGGGUGUUUCCCGGCGCUGGACACCAUGUACUUCAGGAGGAUCAUUCCCACGCACCUGAUGCUGCCCAGCCAGAUCACCCAUGUGGGCCUGAUGGAGAUCCGACCCCCCUACGGCAGCCUGCCUGCCGGGGCCUCUGGCCAAUUCUAUGUGAAAUUGAGGCGGUUGGAGAUCCUGGAUUCGCUGGAGGUGGUGUACGUUCCCAUGAGCAGCUACUCCAUGCGGCUGCACGCCGUCCGUCUGACGGAGUUCCUGUUCAUUCCUCGGCUACGAGUCCUGCGCCUGACCGUCCCAGGCCUGUAUGACGAGGCAGACCGCGCCAGCUUCCUGGGGCCCAUCUUCAUCGAGCAGCUGUGCAAGGGCAGCCUGCAGGAGAUCGACAUCACGCUCAUUACCGAUACCGACGGGGAGCGCAGCGAGGAUGGGCAGGAGCUGGCGCGCGUGGUGCAGGAGGUGUGCAAGAAGGCGGGGGACCUCUUUGCAUGCACCUACUAUGGCCCCGGCUCAGGCGAGCACUCCAGGGACCCCCGGGUUGUCUUCAAUCGCCGCAGCAUCCCGCGCGGAGAUGCUCUGCAGGCCAUAGCGGAGGGCCUGGGGUAUCUGGACAUGGGGACAGACUUCACAAAGCAGGUCCUCUUCAGCUCGACUGUCUGCGAAGCGGUGGCUGCCACUGGCCUGCCUGUGCACCUGCACUUUGGCUGGCACAUGACCUCUGAGGAGAUUCUGUGCCUCGUCCAGCUCAAUAUCAUGGUGGGUGGAAUUGAGUGGUUCCACAAGGAGACACGCGGCACCAAGGCCUUGACCUCGCCAGCCUGGAAGGAGCCCGCAAAGACUGUGACUGUGCUGCGCAACCUCUACGUGCGCGAGUUUGACAAGUCGCUGCCAGCAGAGUACCCCGGCUUGCUUGAGCUCGGGCUGAGGGGCCGCCCGCGGCCCAUCAUGAUCCCCUCUGCAUGCAGCCACCUCUCGCUCACCUACCAGGGGCUGGAGAGCCUGCUGCAGGUGAGGGUGCUGCGCCUGGAGCAUGUCAAGGUGACCUGGCUGCCACCUCAGCUGGAGGAGCUGACGCUGGUCAACUGCCGCGCAGCUGCGCCGCAGCUGGCACAGGCCCUGCAGCUGCACCGCCUCACCAUCGCCAGCUGCUCCAUCCAGGCGGGCAGUCUGGGAGGUCCUGGUGGGCAGUCCAUCAUGGACCUGGAUGGCUGGGUUAAGAAGAGCAGGCCACAGCACCUGGCAGUGUACGACACAGUGGUCAGCUUGGGGGACAGCUGGGCCGCCUUUGCAGACCAGCUGGCGCUCAGCAAGAUCCAGUCCGUGCACUUUGAGGGGUGCACCCUGGUGUCCAAGGAGGAGGAAACUGUGGCGCAGCCGGAUGACUUCGUGGCCCACGUGAACAGCCUGCUGGAUGAUGUCUUCUCGGUGGUUGUCACGCCCCCAAAGGGCACCAGCCCCUACCAGUGCUCUGUCUCCAGGCGGCACCUCAGUGUGGAAACGCCAGAAGAGCCGCCUGAGGCCGUGUGA